Messenger RNA from Scleropages formosus (Asian bonytongue), 1925 nucleotides. It is a transcript of the gene fosl1a, whose product is annotated as FOS like 1, AP-1 transcription factor subunit a. Gene Ontology annotation, molecular function: RNA polymerase II cis-regulatory region sequence-specific DNA binding; DNA-binding transcription factor activity, RNA polymerase II-specific. The transcript is spliced from 4 exons. The record is from RefSeq and is a predicted model, not a curated record. Gene Ontology annotation, cellular component: nucleus. The coding region runs from base 115 to 1161 and encodes 348 amino acids. Lineage: Eukaryota; Metazoa; Chordata; Actinopteri; Osteoglossiformes; Osteoglossidae. Gene Ontology annotation, biological process: regulation of transcription by RNA polymerase II.
CAGGACGCAGUGACUGUCACUCGAAAUAUUUCUAGGGGGCUUUUUCUCCGGGCAGGACGGGUAUUAUUUGAACAAGCAGAGACAGUCGUUUGUGGGACUGACGUUCACUACAGCAUGUAUCGCAGUUACGGGAACGCGAACGAGCCGGGCGAGCAGUGCUUCUCCAGCUCGGGCUCCUUGAACCCGAGCGCCUCCAGCGCGGACGAGCGGCAGAAGUUCCCUGUGACAGGUGCUGGUCAGUUUGUCCCCAGCCUUAACACCAUCACCUCCAGCCAUGACCUCCAGUGGCUUGUCCAGCCUUCCCUGAUGCCUCCACCAGGCCUUCCUAGAGCACCUCGGCCCCCUCUGCCCGUUGAACCGGGACUGGUCUCACAUCCCCGCCACCCGUCUCAAACGCAUCUGCUUCGGCCAGGGGUCAUAAGGGCCAUCGGGGGGCCACCGACAAGGCGAAGGAAUGAUGAAUUUCUGUCCCCAGAAGAGAUGGAGAGGAGGAGGAUUCGGAGGGAGCGGAACAAAAUGGCUGCUGCCAAGUGCCGGAACCGCAGGCGCGAGCUGACAGAUUCUCUUCAGAAUGAGACGGACCAGCUGGAAAGCGACAAGGCCAACUUGCAGAAGGAGAUUGCGGAGCUGCAGAAGGAGAAGGAGAAGCUGGAGCUGGUCUUGGAGGCCCACCGGCCCAUUUGCAAGAUCGAAGACUCGGAUUCGGACUCCGACCCGGACUCGGAACUGCCUUCCCUCGGAGCCGUCAAAAUGGAGCCCAGGGAUUUGGACUCCCCCGGAACGUCCGCGAAGUGUCAGAAGAGGCCGGAGAAGCCCAAGCCCAAAAUAUUCCUCCCAUCCCCAGUCUCCAACUUGCCUUCCUCCUCUGCGUCCGUGGUUGCAGCUGAUUCCGAAUCUUUGCACACCCCCGUCCUCAUCUCCACACCCUCUCUCACCCCCUUAAGUGCCAGUCUGGUCUUCACAUACCCAUCCGCCCCUCUGGAUACAAACACAGCCUCUUCCUCCCACCAUCUUGCCCUUCCCGGCUCCUCCUCCUCCUCCUCCGUGUCCCAGCACUCCCAGAACCCGCGUCCCUGCAGCGUAGCGCACCGACGCAGCAGCAGCAGCGGGGACCAGUCGUCAGACCACUCCCUCAACUCUCCGACCAUCCUCACCCUGUGAAUGCUGGACGCCCUCCGAUGGCGCCGGAAGACUAACGGAAGGCUGUUGCGGGGAUGACCGCGACAGUGACGAUAAUGCCCAGUGCCGCUAUCAAGAAAUUAUUACUGGGGUCUGCAAAUAGUAUUUAUUCAUCCUUUAUACUUUACACUAUCUGACAAUUAUAUCCAAUUUAUAGUCAAUGAGCAAAAUGGGAGCAGUGUGGCACCCUGUAGAAACGAUGAAUAAUCAAUAACGAUGCAUGUUUAUCCUUCCUGACUUUUGCAGCCCCUUAACUAUAGUUACUGGACUUUAUAAAGUGAAGCUUUUUCUUACACCUCCGUGUAAAUCUUAGCACUACAUUGCAUGGUACAGAAUCUUAGAGGUCAGUUUGAAAGCUAUCGAAGAUGAAUGUUAGGUCAACGACAGCUGUUGGACAGCGUGUGUGUGUAAGCUAGCUCACUCUGUCUGACCUGCCAGCUGCUGAGUUGGGACAGAGAAUAUUGGAUAUGAAAUCAUCAAAUAAUGUGAAAGAUGAACAGAGGCCCAAAUUUACAUAUUUGAGGAGAGUUUGCUCUCUUAAUUAAUUAAAAUAAAAGCGCAACAGAACGGACAUAAGACUAUUCUUGGUUGUCAUUUCUUGCGAGGCCUUGUUUAGCGUACAAGUUCCCAAAUUCAUGUGUCUAGCACUAAAAAAUCGUGACUAAAUAGUAAUAACGUACAAACAUUUAAUAGCAGAAGUUCUAUUCAAAUACUAUACAUUUAAAAUAAAAAAAAAAAAUCUAAGG